AUGGGUUACACUGCGAAGGCUACCAUCCCACUUAUUCCUCUUCCGAAAGACUCGGUCCUCUUGCCCGGUGUCACCCUGCGCAUCUCAGUUUCUAAUCGUGCCGACAUACCUCUCCUCCUAUCAUCGGCUUUUCAAAGGGCAACCAGGUCGAGGACUGGCUCGACCCAGCUGCCGGUUGGCUGUGUUCCAGUAAAUUCGCCAUUCCUCAGCCCCGAUGGGAAAGAAUUAUUGGAUAGUUCCGAGAACGAGAGCAGCAAGCAUACCCAACACGAGGGCAUAGAUCCUGGAAACGCUAGAAAACAAGAUUUGUUUGGAUAUGGCACCCUUGCAAAGAUCAUUGGCGUGCAAGGCAACUCCAAUGCCGAUCCCUAUUUGAUCGUGGAGGGUGUACAACGCUUCAAGAUUGAUAGGAUUAAGCAUGAGAAGCCACAUUUCGAGGCCGAGGUCACUUUUUACGAGGAUGAAGUCCCUGAUCUCAAUGACGGUGAUUUGCGGGCAAGUUUCACACGUCUAAAGCAGCGGUCCCGUGAAUUGCUCACCCUCCUGAGACUUUCUUCACUUUUCAGACCGGCUUCGAUGGUUUUAUCACCACUUAUUGUUCGCCGCUUCGAGCUUUUCAUUGCAAAGAAAGACCUUUCGCAGGCUGGUCAAUUGGCCGACUUCAUGACCGACAUUGUAGAGGCAAGCUUCGAAGAAAAACUACGGAUUUUGAGCACAUUGGAUUUGCAUGAGCGACUGGAGAGGGUGCUGGCCCUAUUGAACAAGCAGAUUUCUGGCAUCAAUGGAAACAUCAAAAUCACCUCAGUGACCUCUACAACCCUACCAAAUCUCGGGGUAGACAUUUCGGAUCUCAAUCAAAGUCAACGUGAGGCUUUGGCAAGACGGGCUAUGUCUGGUCUCAAUGGCAUGACGCCACCAGGAGUGCCAGGACAAGGCCGUGGCGAUGCAGAAGACGACAAUGAAGUCAAUGAAGUCGAAGAGCUCAAGAAGAAGGUUGCAGAAGCCGGUCUAUCAUUGGAAGCCCAAAAAGCUGCAGAUCGUGAACUGAGACGUCUAAAGAAGAUGAAUCCAGCGAAUGCCGAAUAUGGUGUCAUCCGAUCAUAUGUCGAAAACCUUGUCGAAAUCCCAUGGACCAAGACAACAGACGAUCAGCUAGGUGCAGAUACAUUGAAGCGUGCUCGUAAGCAGCUUGACGAUGAUCAUUAUGGCCUUGAAAAGAUCAAAAAGCGGCUUUUGGAAUAUCUAGCCGUUCUGAAAUUGAAGCAAUCAGUCAAUGCUGAUGUUGACCAGCAGAUCUCUCGUCUGACAAAGCAGCUUACUCCUCCACAGGAAGGUGAGGAGAAAGAAGCCGAACAGAUUGGGGAUGAUGAAAAGGAUGCCGCUACCGCGAAGCUUCACGUCCUGAAAUCAAAACGAAUGGUUGACAAGUCACCUAUUUUACUUCUCGUCGGACCACCUGGUACCGGAAAGACUUCUUUGGCAAAGUCGAUUGCCCUGUCAUUGGGACGCAAAUUUCAUAGAAUCUCCUUGGGAGGCGUUAGGGACGAAGCUGAGAUCAGAGGUCAUCGACGAACUUAUGUUGCUGCGAUGCCUGGCCUCAUCGUCAGUGGUUUGAAGAAAGUUGGUGUGGCAAACCCGGUAUUCCUCCUUGAUGAAAUCGACAAAAUAAGCUCCAACAAUUUCCAUGGUGAUCCGUCAGCAGCUAUGCUCGAAGUGCUUGACCCUGAGCAGAAUCAUAGUUUCAAUGACCACUAUGUUAAUAUCCCAAUCGACCUCAGCAAGGUACUCUUCAUCGCCACAGCCAAUUCUCUCGAUACCAUUCCUGCCCCAUUGUUGGAUCGCAUGGAAACGAUUCAACUAUCCGGAUAUACUACGAUUGAAAAACGGCACAUUGCAAAACAACAUUUGAUCCCCAAGCAGAUUCGCACCAAUGGGCUUUCAGAUGGGCAAGUACAAAUCCCAGUUGAUGUUUUGGACACUAUCAUCACUUCAUAUACCCGUGAAUCAGGUGUGCGAAAUCUGGAGCGAGAGAUAGGCUCAGUGUGCCGCUACAAAGCUGUACAGUACGCAGAUGCCCGCGAUAUUGACGAAACCAAGUACAACCCUGUUGUUCUUAUGGAUGAGCUUGAAGAAAUUCUCGGGAUAGAACGCUUUGAGGAGGAGAUUGCCGAAAAGAGAUCUCGUCCUGGCGUUGUCACCGGCCUGGUGGCUUAUUCUUCUGGUGGUCAGGGAAGCAUCCUCUUCAUCGAAGUUGCCGACAUGCCCGGUAAAGGAAGAGUCCAAUUGACAGGCAAACUUGGCGACGUUCUGAAAGAAUCGGUCGAGGUGGCACUGACAUGGGUUAAAGCACACAGCUACGAACUCGGUCUGACCCACGAUCCAAACGAGGACAUUAUGGAGAAACGGGCCAUCCACGUCCAUUGCCCAGCAGGGGCCACGCCCAAAGACGGCCCCAGUGCUGGUCUGGCGCAUACUGUCGCUCUCAUCUCAUUAUUCUCAGGCAAGGCUGUACCACCGGAGAUCGCCAUGACGGGGGAGAUGAGCUUGCGAGGUCGUGUCAUGCCCGUUGGCGGCAUCAAAGAGAAGUUAAUCGGCGCUCACCGUGCGGGUGUCAAAACCGUUCUCCUUCCCAGCCACAACCGCAAGGAUGUCAAGGAUGUCCCUGAGGAGGUCAAGGCUGAUCUCCAAAUCAUUUAUGUCAAGCACGUCUACGAAGCCCUCCGCCAUAUCUGGCCCGAGUCGGUGUGGGCCACGGACCAGCACUUUGCCAAGGUUGAGAGCAGACUGUAG
Messenger RNA from Exophiala bonariae, 2790 nucleotides. RefSeq lists its product as uncharacterized. The coding region runs from base 1 to 2790 and encodes 929 amino acids. Gene Ontology annotation, cellular component: peroxisomal matrix. The record is from RefSeq and is a predicted model, not a curated record. Gene Ontology annotation, biological process: protein targeting to peroxisome; protein catabolic process; protein processing. NCBI's taxonomy places the organism in Eukaryota, Fungi, Ascomycota, Eurotiomycetes, Chaetothyriales, Herpotrichiellaceae. Gene Ontology annotation, molecular function: ATP-dependent peptidase activity; serine-type endopeptidase activity; ATP hydrolysis activity. The transcript has 2 exons.